CUAUGAUAUUAUUCGAUUCUUUGCUCCUAAAGCAAACAGAUCAUCUAGAAUGAAAUUCUUCAUCUUGACUUUGGCCGUGGUUGGGUGUGUGGCCGCCGAAUCUGGCUACAACUACAAUGCUCCCCGCCAGGUAGCCGCCCCCGCUCCUGUUUUCCAGCAAGCUGCCUCUGCUCCGACUCCAGUGAGGACCUACGUACCCCCAGCUCCAGCUGCCUCUGCCCCAGUGCAGUCGUUUGCCCCUGCCCCAGCUCCAGUAGCUGCUCCUUCUCCCGUUUUCCAGCAGGCCGCCUCUGCACCAGCACCAGCCCGCACUUACGUGCCUCCCGCUCCCCAGGUCCACCACCAUGCCGCUGCCUCAGCUCCAGCUCCCGUUCAGUCCUUUGCUCCUGCUCCAGCUCCCGCUACUUUCGCUGCUCCCGCUCCGGCUCCAGUUUUCCAUGCCGCUGAGUCUGCUCCCGCUCCAGUGAGGACCUAUGUGCCACCCGCACCACAGGUUUCCCGCGCUCCUGCUCCUCAGGUGUACCGUGCCCCAGCUCCGGCUCCCCAAGUUCAUCAUCACGCUGCCGCAUCCGCACCCGUGCAGAGCUUCUCGGCUCCAGCACCCGCCCCCGUGCAGUCCUUCGCCUCUGCUCCUGCUCCUGCUUUCGAGUCCUCCGGACCGGUGUUCGAGGCCGCCGCUUCCGCGCCCUCUGCCGCCCGCUCCGGAUACGAUUAUAGCCAGCCCGCCGCCAGCCAGCAGGGAUACAAGUACAAGACCGUCCGUCGCCGUGUGUUCAAGCACCGCGCUUAAACGAUGAUGAUUAUACGAUACAAUGCGACAAUACAAAACGCGAAUGUUAAAU
This is a messenger RNA of Drosophila mauritiana, 842 nucleotides long. RefSeq names its product skin secretory protein xP2. The coding region runs from base 50 to 790 and encodes 246 amino acids. The record is from RefSeq and is a predicted model, not a curated record. NCBI's taxonomy places the organism in Eukaryota, Metazoa, Arthropoda, Insecta, Diptera, Drosophilidae. The transcript has 2 exons.